Gymnodraco acuticeps is the source of this 1802-nucleotide messenger RNA. RefSeq names its product nuclear apoptosis inducing factor 1 (gene naif1). The record is from RefSeq and is a predicted model, not a curated record. Gene Ontology annotation, cellular component: nucleus. NCBI's taxonomy places the organism in Eukaryota, Metazoa, Chordata, Actinopteri, Perciformes, Bathydraconidae. The transcript is spliced from 3 exons. The coding region runs from base 277 to 1290 and encodes 337 amino acids.
CGAGACAAUUCUUAUUUGGUAACGUUUAUUUUGCUUGUUGUUUUGGCGUUUAAUUGAGCCAAUAGAGAAAGAGAAUAUUGCAUGACCUAGAGAUAUCCAACCAAUGGGAUGUCUCUGGGCGGGGCUACAGGGCACGCCCAGCUAACGUAAGCGUUGUUGUCGGAAGAAGAAGCCGAUUCUGGAAGCCAUUACGUUGCGCACAUCAAUUGAGUAAAUCCUACUAUUUUUGCGUACAAUACGCACAAUUACCUCUCCCAAAGGGAAAUUUGUGCAAUUAUGGCAUCAGCCGCGAAAAAGAGAAAAAUGAAUUUCUCGGAGAGAGAGGUGGAAAUUAUUGUGGAAGAAAUAGAGAAACACAAGCACACACUGGUUAACCACUUCAACGCUGGAGUCACUCACAUGGCAAAGAAUAACGCUUGGGGGGACAUCCUGAAAAAGGUAAACGCUGUCACCACCUGUCCCAGAGAGUUGCCCGAGGUGAAGAAGAAGUGGUCGGACAUGAAGACGGAGGUCCGGCGGAAAGUGGCCCAGGCGCGGGCUGCUAUAGAGGGAACCUCCGCUGACUGCACUCCAGUCCCCGUCAUCCUCACUGCGAUGCAGCAGAGGAUCUGUAACCUGCUGGGGGAGGCUACUAUCAUCAGCCUGCCUGCAGGAGACUCGGAUGCUGAUAUAAGUUUACCUGUCACCGUGAACGCAGCCUCCACCGUCACACUGGCAGAGACUCUUCCAGCGGGCUCAGCUACAGUCUGUGGUGAAGCAAAGCCACUGAUUGCUGAAACUACUUUCCACACCCUGGAGGAUGGAGGCGUGGUGGAGUACUGCACAACCACUGUGAGUGACUCAACUCCCACCGUGGUGGCGGCCGUUGAGGCUCCAGUAGAGAUGCUGGCUGCCUCCUCGGCCUCUCCCCCUCCACCUCAGAGUCAUGCCAAACCUCAGGAGCUGAAGAGCCGCAUCGCCCUCAACUCCGCCCGCCUGCUGCAGGAGCAGAGGGUCACCAACGUGCACAUCCGUCAGAUCGCCCAGCACAUGGAGGGACAGAACGAGCUGCUGCAGAUGAUGCGGCGCUCUCAGGAAGCUCAGGCCUUCGCACAGGAGAGACAGGCCCAGGCGCUGGAGGGCACCCAGGCCGCACUGCUGGCCUUAGUGCAGCUGCUCAAACCUGCUCUCAAAGACCUGCGCAAAUUCCUCCAGAGUGGGACUGAAGCAGCCAACUCCAGCAGCUCCGCAGCAGAGGAGCAGAGGCCCAGAACACCUCCACCUCCACAGCCGGCCGAGGAGGCACAAUAGACUCUGUGUGUGUGUGUGUGUGUGUGUGUGUGUGUGUGUGUGUGUGUGUGUGUGUGUGUGUGUACACAAAUAAAAAACGUGUCAAAAUUUGCUUUUGCGGUGAGCAUGUACAGAAUUUUAACUGUCUUUAACUAGCAGAGUUUAUGUUAUUUGAGACAUUUAAUUGAGUGUGUUUUUUAAUGCAGAGAUGCAGACGGUUAUCAGUAACAUGGAAUCCUUAGUUUGAUCCAGUCACCCUGCAGUUCACCCUGAAUAAAGAAUAACCAGUCCUGUUCUCCACACCAGAGAUGGCAGGGGUCUUCAGGUAGUGUGCACUGUGUCUUCAGAACUGAAGAAAAACUUGAAUAAAAAUCAUCUGCCUGUGUUUUGUCUCUGGGGUGCAUUGCUACUUAGCAGCCAGGAGGGGUCAGUGUGUGUAAACAGGUUUCAUCACUACAGCAGUAUAGUUUAAAGGUCCCAUCUUUUGGCCAUUUUUAUCAUAAUUCCAUUGUUGAGGUCUAUUGGAAUAGAUU